Astyanax mexicanus (Mexican tetra) is the source of this 5648-nucleotide messenger RNA. RefSeq names its product sema domain, immunoglobulin domain (Ig), short basic domain, secreted, (semaphorin) 3Ga (gene sema3ga). The record is from RefSeq and is a predicted model, not a curated record. The transcript has 18 exons. Gene Ontology annotation, molecular function: chemorepellent activity; semaphorin receptor binding. Gene Ontology annotation, biological process: positive regulation of cell migration; semaphorin-plexin signaling pathway; axon guidance. NCBI's taxonomy places the organism in Eukaryota, Metazoa, Chordata, Actinopteri, Characiformes, Acestrorhamphidae. The coding region runs from base 363 to 2639 and encodes 758 amino acids.
GUGUGUCGCUGAAGGACAGGCAGAGUUUUACUGGAUUUAACUGGGAACCAGCAGCAGCAGUAGAGCAGAGCACCUGGCCGAGUUCAGGACUGGAGCGGCUGAAACACCUUCAACACCUUUACUGCCUUUAUCUCCACUUUACUCCCCCAGAAGCGCAGACCCUCAAACAGCCGAGUUUUAGAGCAUUUUAAAGAUUAUUUACAGCUUUAAACUCUGAGAGACUUUACAGAAAUGCUGGAAUAACAUUUUACCUGAGCUCCAAACUCACUCUGUGGACUGUCUUUCUGCUUUCACUGCUGUCUGUCAGCAAGAAAAGGGAGAAAAAGAAGAAAUACGGAGUCUAUAGGUCGCCUGUGGGCAGUAUGGGAACUAAACUCCUCCUGGUGCUGCUGCUGCUGCUGACACUGCUGUGUGUGUGUGGUGUGAACUGUAUGCUGCGCUCAGCCCCCAGAGUCACUCUAGCUUUUAAAGAGCUUAUGGACACUCGGGCAGCAAGACCAUUCAGCUUCUCCUUCAACACCAGUGACUACCGCAUCCUCCACAUGGACCAGGACCAGGGCCGGCUCUACCUGGGGAGCAGGGAGUACCUGGUCUCUCUGGACAUGCAGAACGUCAACAAGGAACCUCUUAUUAUCCACUGGCCAGCACCAGCACAGAGAAAGGGGGAGUGCCAGAUGACUGGGAAAGGACAGCAUGGUGAGUGUGCCAACUUUGUACGCCUGAUUGAACCGUGGAACAGAACACACCUGUAUGCAUGUGGCACUGGAGCUUACAAACCCAUCUGCACCUUCAUCAACAGAGGCUGGAGAGCUGAGGACUACCUCUUCAGGCUGGUCCCUGGGUAUGUGGACUCCGGAAAGGGCAAGUGCUCCUACGACCCCAAUCAUGAAAACGUGGCGGCUCUCAUCAAUGGGAACCUGUACUCUGGGGUGCACGUGGACUUUAUGGGCACAGAUCCGGCCAUCUUUAGGACCAUGGGGAGCAGACCAGCUGUGAGGACAGAGCAGUAUGACUCCAGGUGGCUUAAUGAACCUGUGUUCGUUCAGAUAAAGCAGAUUCCAGACAGCUCUGAGAGAAACGACGAUAAGCUCUACUUUUUCUUUCGGGAGAAGAGUCAGGACUCUGGAGGCUCUGCAAGCCCCGGCAUGCUGGCUAGAGUGGGGCGAGUGUGUCUGAAUGAUGAGGGAGGCCAGAAGUCUUUAGUGAACAAGUGGACGACAUUUCUGAAAGCCAGGCUGGUGUGCUCAGUGAUGGGUGAUGACGGCGUGGAGACCUUCUUCGAUGAGCUGAGAGAUGUGUUUAUUCAGCCCACCCAGGACGAGAGGAACCCCAUGGUUUACGCGGUUUUCUCCACUGCUGGGUCUGUGUUUAAGGGGUCAGCGGUGUGUGUGUACUCUAUGGCUGAUAUCCGUAACGUCUUUAAUGGGCCUUUUGCCCACAAACAUGGACACAACUACCAGUGGACGGCGUACACAGGGAAGAUUCCCUACCCUCGACCUGGAACUUGUCCUGGAGGCACGUUUACACCAGGCCUGCGCUCUACAAAGGAGUUCUCAGACGAGGCUGUGAACUUCAUCCGUAACCAUCCCCUCAUGCACCACCCUGUGUAUCCUAUACACAAGCGCCCUCUAGUGGUGCGCUCAGGCGUGGACUACCGCUUCACCACCAUCACCGUGGACCAGGUGGAUGCUGUGGAUGGGAGAUAUGAGGUGUUUUUUCUGGGCACAGAUCGAGGAACAGUCCAGAAAGUCAUAGUUCUGCCCAAAGAUCCCACCACCAUGGAAGAGCUGACAUUAGAAGAAGUGGAAGUGUUCAGGUCACCUUCCCCUGUUAAAACAAUGAGGAUAUCUGCUAAAAGGCAACAGCUGUAUGUAUCGUCAGAUGCGGGUCUGACCCAGGUGUCUCUGCAUCGUUGUGGGGUGUAUGGUAAGGCCUGCUCUGACUGCUGCCUGGCUCGAGACCCUUACUGUGCCUGGGAUGGAGAAAACUGUGCCCCCUUCACACAGGCCACCAAAAGGCGGAGCAGGAGGCAGGAUGUGAAGCAUGGUGACCCGUUACGCCAGUGCAGAGGCUUCAAUGCUAAAGUGGAGAAGAGGCUGAAGGAGACGGUGCAGUUCGGGGUGGAGGGCAGCAGCACGUUUUUAGAGUGUGUACCGCGCUCUCCUCAGGCUACUGUCAAAUGGCUCUAUCAGAAAGAGGGAAGAAGAAAAGUGCUGAACCGGGACAGGGAGGUCCUGAAGACCCCUCAGGGCAUUCUGCUGAAGGCCCUCACCCACUCGGACGCAGGACUCUACCACUGCCUGGCCACCGAGAACAACUUCAAGCACACACUGGCCCGGGUCUCCCUGCGCAUCCUGGACCGGGACAUCGCCGUGGCCCUCACCGUACCGGACGAGGACGAGGAGGAGCUGAAUAAGAGGCAUCAGAAACCUCAGCUUCAGAAUCCUCCUCAUCAGCUGCAUCCUGCUGCUGCUCCUCCUGCUAACUCCGCCCUGCCACUGGAGCCGGAGAUGCGCCUGAUCCACCAGUACUGCCAGUCCUACUGGGAGCAGCUCACCACCGCAGGACAAGCCGAGGAGCAGCAGGUCAAACGCACCAGCCGCAGACACACAGAGGGCCAGGAGCCCAGCGGAGGCUGAGCAGAGCUCUGAAGCUCCGCCCACUCCUCUAUUACCCUCUAUAUAUAUAUAUGUCUAGUCCAGGAGUGUCCAGGUCCAGAUCUGGAAGGCCUGAGAUCAGCAUGGUUUAAUGAUUUCUCUGCUCAAAUACACUCACAUAUACACCUAAUACACUCAAAUAUUCACCUUAUACACUCAAAUAUACACCUUCUACACUCAAAUACACACCUAAGGGGGUGUUCACACCUGUAGAUUGUUUCUCUGGUCCGAAUAAGUUGAUGAGUUUGUUUACUUAGAGCUUUUUUCCCUUUGUUUGGUUUGGUUUCACACAGGCAUAAACCUAAACGCACCAAAAUACGCACCAAUAAACCACACGAGCAGGCUGUGUCCUCUGAUUGGUCAGAGCUGUGUGGUGUGGGAGUAAAUAUAAAUAUAUGAAAGAAGUAAAUAUAGCGUGAAGAUUCUGUGUUCCAGCGCAUAUAUCUGUGCUUUAACACUAAACGCUGAAACGCUGUGCUAUCAAAUGCAGAUGUACACAGAUGUUCAAGUGCAGAUGUAAACAUAGUAAACCGAGUCACGCGGCUGUGAGCAGUGAACACAGCACAGACCACGCGUGUAAACAGCAUGGACACAGCGUUUGUUCAUAGCUGGGGUAAUUAGCUCUAUCUGGCUAAUAUAUCAGUUUAAACUGCGUCUUAUCAGCAGUUUAGCUCAAAUAAAUUGACCGGAUCACGUUCUCACCACAAGCGAAUUGCUCCAGAGUUCAUUUGGGAUUCUUUUCAUCUGGGUUCUUUUGAUCCGAACCCGAGUGUGAUUACUGUUUUCACACCUGCUGAAUCGAACUGCACUAAGGGUACAAGCGAACCAGAGUUUGUUUUAACCAGACCAAAUACUGCUGGUGUGAAAACACCCUAAUACACUCAAAUAUACACCUAGUGGCUUCUCUGGUACAGGCCUGUAUAGAACCAUAAUAGCCUAAAUAAGCAUUAGGAUGUUUAAAAAGUUAUUCUUAAAACUUAAAUUGGUGUAAAAAUUUUAGCACAAAAAGAGAGCUACAUAGAAUGCUAUAUAGAAUAACUUUGGACAUUAAUAUAAAGCUAGUAUAUGAUUAUCAUCUGCAGAAUUAUUGUGACAUUACACUGUGUCAUUUCAGCUGCACAGACUUUUACUUGUGACAGCUGCCUCUUCUGCUUUUUUUUCUCAGAACCACCAUCAACACAUCAGAAACGAGAUAAGUAGGUGAGAUCAAGGCCUUGGUAGUUUGUUAUACAGCUCAAGUUAUAAGUAGCACCCUACGCCCUAUUGCAUUUUAUUUUAUAUAUUUUUUACCAAAUUCAGAUUUUUGGGGGAUUCUUUUGUUCUUAAGUUUUUUCAUCAUGUGUAAACACAGUAUCAGCUGUUCAUAGUAUUUUAGAACUAAUUUUAUGAUGCACCUUUAUAUUUACAGUGUUAAAUAUUGAUAUUAAAAUUCACAAAUCUCAUGGCUUGGAUUGGCUCACAGAUCUGUUUUUUUUACAUCAGCAAAAAAGAAAAAAAGGGAGACAGUCAUUUUAGCUUUAAGUAUUUUGUAUUACUGCUUUUUUGUCGUAGUGACUUUUAUUUUGACACGGCUUUUUUGUGUUAUUUCAUUUAUUUAUUUGGUUAUUUCACAAUGAUAGAGCUCAUUUUCAGGAAAAAAAAUACUGUAAAUAAGUCAGAGUUGGCCCUAAAGAUUUUUAUAAUUUUUAUUUUUAUUUAUCUGUAUUUAUGUGAGCUUUUAUUGGCGUGACAGACAGCUGCUCAAUCUAUAUGUUUUCACUGCAACUCUGCAUCAAGACUUAAUGCAAUCAAAUCCUACACUAGAAAAUAGAGGCAGUUACUCUAACAAAAGCAUGAACACUCCCAAUACUUCUGUCCAUAUAGUGCAGCAUACACAAACACUCUUCUGUUGUCUGAUAGUGUUGUGAUAUUAAAUUCAGGUGUGUUUGAGCAGAGAAAUCAUUAAACUGAAGACACCAGUCCUCCAGGGCCUGAUCUGGACACCCCUCUCCCAGUCCGUGAAGCUACCCUUUCUGUGCUUUCUGUUUAUUAGCUAGCUGAGGUGAAGGUGGAGGAGGGUGGGGCUGAAAACACUAAAGACACUAAAGACACUGUUUCCCAUUCCACCCAUCAGUUUACUUCAGCUCUCACUCAGUCGUUCAUUCCUUCCUUCAUUAACCCUUUAAGGCCGAGCAAAUCACUGCCCACACAUUCAUUACUCGUCUUCUGAUUUGAAUGAAUAAAUGAAUCACCGUACUUUCAGAUCCCUGUUAAACUAAGGAAACUGGACUUUUCUGACAGUAUAUUGAAUAUCACAGCCCUGUCUAAAAUCUACACUAUAUCUCCUGACUCCUUGUUUAUUUCUCUUUAAUUUUCUUACAUUUUUCUCCCAAUUUAGCUAUGCCAAUUGUCCCACCCAUUCAGCUGCUAGCACAUGCCUCCUCUGAUACAUGUAAAGUCAGCCACCACCUCUUUUUUUUUUCAAACUGCUGCUGAUGCAGCAUUGCCGAGUAGCAUGACAGCGCUAACGCUCGGACGAAAGCGCAGCGGCUCGGUUCUGAUACAUCAGCUCACAGACGCAGCCUUGUGCUGAUCCACAUCACCCUAGGAGUGAUGAGGGGAAAGAGCGCCAUCUACUGUACCCACCCAGAGAGAGCAAGGCCAGUUGUGCUCUCUCAGGGCUCCGGCAGCUGAUGGCAAGCUGCAGCUCAAAAAUCCUAUAUCAUCCUCCCAAAUAUCAUUGCAAUCCAACACUUGCUUCUGGGUGCAAAUAUAUCCUAGACAACGAGUGUUUUAAGCUUUUCGUCAUGAAUUGAAUUUAAAUGAGGUGAGCUGCUGGCAGACGUAUAAACCCGUAUACCAAGAACCAAGCCUGUGUUCUUCUAACCAACAUAUCAGUAACGUUACUGACAAAUGACGUAUGACUCACUACUGUAUUUAUGUUUAUUUGUAUUUAUUCUAAUGCUAUAAAAUGAAUUUACAAGAAAAAAAAAUAUUUCAACAGCAGAGCUA